AUUUCUAACUCUGGGCCAAAAUGAUUAAGAUGUAGACAUUUAUUGGGGGUUUGAGAUGCAUUAACACAAGCUUUCAAAAAUGAUCGGGGUAGUUAGGAUGUCCUAUUAAAAACCGGUAAACGUACAAGUUGGGCAGAAAAAUUUCAGCGAGGAUAGGUCUGCUGUGAGGUGUCGGUUAAGUAUUUUUUUAUUGUAAAUUUUGUGCAAGCAUAUAUUCAACGCGCAUAGUUGGUUGGUAUUGUUGUUGUUGCGGCCAUCUAGCUCCAAAUAAAGAAACUUUUGCGGAGCUCAUCUAGACCCAUCUUCUUCCAUUCUCUGCCACAAAGUUAUUAAAAUUUAUAGCUUUUUUUUCUUGUAGACCUUGUGAGUUUGGCUGUUUUUUUAUCUGGGUUUGAGUCAGUUUUCUGGGUUUUUACUUGGGAUUUACAGAUUGUUAAAUGGGUAUUGUCUAAAUUUGGAUUUUUGAUUGGGAUAAAAGACAAAGAGGUUUAAAAAUGUCUUGGAAGAGCAAAGGGGUAGAGCCAGCUUCAAAGAAUGUAGUCUCUCGGAAAUUUACCAUUUUGAUGUGUAUUGGCUGCUUUUGUGCUGGGAUGUUCUUCUCCGGGAGAAUGUGGACAGUGCCUGAGGUUAAAAGCAUAUCAAGGACAAGUCGAGAGGAUGAUGAAAUGCCAAAGUUAAUUUCUGGUUGUGAUCAAUCUAAUAAGGAUGCAGAACAAGAAUCCAAGGACUUGCGUGGGGAAGUUUCAAAGUCUCACCAUGCUAUACGAACAAUGGACAAAACAAUUUCAAGUUUGGAAAUGGAACUAGCUGCAGCAAGGGCAGCACAAGAAUCUGUACUUAAUGGUUCCCCUGUAGAAAAUAUAAAAGUUCCCGAGUCUAAUGGGAAAAGGAAAUAUUUGAUGGUCAUAGGAAUCAAUACUGCCUUCAGCAGCCGAAAGCGAAGAGAUUCAAUCCGUGAUACUUGGAUGCCCCAAGGUGAUAAAAGGAAGAAGCUUGAGGAAGAGAAGGGCAUCAUAGUUCGUUUUGUUAUAGGUCACAGUGCUACAUCGGGUGGCAUCCUUGAUAGAGCCAUUGAAGCAGAGGACAAAAAACAUGGUGAUUUCUUGCGGCUGGAGCAUGUCGAGGGUUAUCUUGAAUUAUCAGCGAAAACAAAGAUUUACUUUGCAACUGCUGUUGCUCUCUGGGAUGCUGACUUUUAUGUUAAAGUUGAUGAUGAUGUCCAUGUAAACAUAGCAACACUUGGAGCUACUUUAGCUAGGCAAAGGGAGAAGUCCAGGGUGUAUAUAGGAUGCAUGAAAUCUGGUCCCGUUCUAGCCCGAAAGGGAGUGAGAUACCAUGAACCUGAGUACUGGAAAUUUGGCGAGGAGGGUAACAAGUAUUUCCGACAUGCCACAGGCCAGCUAUAUGCUAUCUCAAAAGAUCUGGCCACGUAUAUAUCCAUUAAUCAGCAUGUUUUACACAAGUAUGCAAAUGAGGAUGUUUCUUUGGGUUCGUGGUUCAUUGGAUUGGAUGUGGAGCACAUUGAUGACCGAAGAUUAUGUUGUGGCACACCACCAGAUUGUGAGUGGAAAGCUCAGGCUGGCAAUGUUUGCGUUGCUUCAUUUGAUUGGACCUGCAGUGGGAUUUGCAAAUCCGCUGAGAGGAUCAAGGAGGUCCACCGGCGAUGCGGAGAGGGUGAGAAUGCCUUGUGGAAUGCAGUAUUCUAAACAACAUUCUUCUUCCAAAACUCAGGAAGAAGCAGGGAAGCAUAUAUGUAUAUGCUGAGAGCUUGUUCUAUAACAUUCCUAUGGUGAAAUGCUUGCAACAUAAUGUGAAAUGAGGAUAAAAAAACUAUAGGAGUUGUUGAUGCCCUUGGGGAUUCUACUCCAUUUUAGAUGAGGAGAAAAACCCAAUAGCAAUCCCAGAAGAGGCAAAGAGAUUGCAGUUUUAACCCUUUUUUUUUUCUUUUUUUUUUUGUUAUUAUCAUUCUUUACAAAGUGUUUUGCAAGGCUAUUGAAUUUGUUGAGCCUGUCAUGGCUCAAUUUGCUCCAUAACAUUCGGGCUAGCUAGCAAAAACUGGCCCUUUGUUCCAUAAAUAAAGCAGAUCUUUUUUGUC
This is a messenger RNA of Ziziphus jujuba (common jujube), 2095 nucleotides long. Its product is annotated as probable beta-1,3-galactosyltransferase 2. The record is from RefSeq and is a predicted model, not a curated record. The transcript has 11 exons. Gene Ontology annotation, molecular function: hexosyltransferase activity. The coding region runs from base 495 to 1706 and encodes 403 amino acids. Lineage: Eukaryota; Viridiplantae; Streptophyta; Magnoliopsida; Rosales; Rhamnaceae. Gene Ontology annotation, cellular component: Golgi membrane.